AUGGAGUUGAGUUCAAGAGACACCAAAGAAAGAAUUCCAAUUCGAUUUCCAGAGGGAAUGCAAUAUGAAUCAAAAAAGGGAUCAGUUAAACUCAAUGGCAAGGUCCAACCAUUGCGUCAAUGCGCAGGCAUGCCUAAUAGGUAUACACUACCACCUUGGCUGCAAAGAUGUCUAGCACCGGAUACGGGACAAGAAUUAAUGGCUAAAUGGUAUGAGCAGAUUGAAAAUUCCGAGCAAAAGCGAUUAAAAGGUGUCAUUGCGCAUCAUUCUCAAGUAAAAGAUAGCUUCCUGGAUCAUCCUUUCAGCAUAGUUGCUGCUAUGGAGAAAGGAGCAUUGAAUCGAUAUAAUCGCAUUUGGCCAUUUGUUCUAUACGAAUAUACUAGAGUCAAGUUACGCAACAAGACAAACGAUUAUAUCAAUGCAAACUAUAUCCAAUACAGUGAUGUCGAUACAGUUUUAGCUUCUUCUUCUUCAAGCCAGGUGCCUACCCUACUUAGUUUGCAGGAGCAAAAUGACGCCUGCAGUACAAACAGACGCUAUCCAAGAUACAUAUCAACCCAGGGCCCACUGCCGGUUACCUUUGAUGAUUUUUGGACAGUUGUAUGGGAUGAAGGUUGUAGUGUCAUUGUCAUGCUUACAAAAGAAGAAGAGAUGAACAGAAUAAAAUGCCAUCGCUAUUGGCCAACAAAAGCAGAAAAGAUCAAGGUAUUUGACUCCAUUGCGGUCGAAUUUGUAUCAGAAAGGGAGUAUUUGCCUUCAUCGACAAUACGAUCACAACAUGAGCUCGAAGAUGAGGAUGGCAAGACUAUGGGGGUACCAGACGACCCAUUGGGUGCUCUGAAGCUCGUUGAAUUGGCUCAGAAAUCGCAAGCAAAACUCAAGCAGCAAAAAGAGCAGAAUGUUGAUGAUGGGCUAAUGAUAGUGCAUUGCUCAGCAGGAUGCGGACGAACAGGAGCCUUCUGUGCCAUUGACACUGUGAUCCAACGAUUGAGCAAUACAAAUCAUCUUACUAAAGAGGAGAGAACGGGAGAAAUAGAUCUAAUAUACCAAACUGUGUCGAAAUUUCGAGAGCAAAGGAUUUGUAUGGUUCAGACGUUAAGGCAGUUCAUCUUUGUUUAUGAGGCUAUUUUGUGGUGGAUUUUGGGCGUUGACAGUGCACAGCAGCAAUAA
Molecule: messenger RNA, 1170 nt
Organism: Mucor velutinosus
Lineage: Eukaryota; Fungi; Mucoromycota; Mucoromycetes; Mucorales; Mucoraceae
Exons: 5
Coding region: 1-1170 (389 amino acids)
Biological process (GO): protein dephosphorylation
Molecular function (GO): protein tyrosine phosphatase activity
Source: RefSeq, a predicted model, not a curated record